Molecule: messenger RNA, 2013 nt
Organism: Schistosoma guineensis
Lineage: Eukaryota; Metazoa; Platyhelminthes; Trematoda; Strigeidida; Schistosomatidae
Source: the annotation of a GenBank genome assembly
AUGUAUGGUUUCACAUCUGGACCUCCUGUACAGUCUAUUCCUGCGUUUCUGACUAAACUAAAGUUACUGGUGGAUGAUGAGGAAACAAACGAUCUCAUAUAUUGGGAUCCGCACGGGACAAGCUUUCACAUACGUGAUGGAAACCGCUUAGCCAAAGAAUUACUACCCCUUUAUUUCAAACACAACAAUUUAUCUAGUUUCAUAAGGCAGUUAAAUAUGUAUGGUUUUAGAAAAAUAAAUCGUGUGGAUCCGUCUCUUCCUUUAAAAUCUGACACUGAAGACAUGGAAUUCAGUCAUCCUUACUUCAUCCGCAAUAAAGAUAUUUUGCUAUCCAAAAUUCAGAGGCGGACCUCAAACAUGUUCUCGCCAAUACUGGGGUCAAGAAAUCAAAGUUUUGGUGUGAAAGUACCUUAUGUUCAAACUAAUUCGGGUUUAAAUGGUUCCAUAAGUAUAUCACCCCAAAGACCAAUAACUGCCACAGACUUCUUAAGAUUGGCAGAGACUGUACGGCACUUGCGUUGUAAUCAGGAGGCUUUAAGUCAACAAAUUAGUGUGUUAAAGUCGGAAAAUCAGCUUUUGUAUCGUGAAAUUUCUGAUUUACGAGAACAUCACGACAAGCAAUCCCAACUUAUUCAGACACUCUUCACAUUCCUGUCAGCAUUUGCAAAGGAAGGGAGGUCUGCAAGCGUGUGCAUCGGACAGACAAAACGUAAAGCUCUUCCUUCUAUUACUCCAUCCGGUUCAAGAUUUCAAAACAAAGAACUAAAGCUGGAUCUUCGAAAAGGUUUCCAAAUUGAAAGAAACUCUGUUCAACCACUUCAACUUGUCCAAACUAGUGAUUUGCUCGGACCACAUAAGCGCCCUAAAUUCGACUUACGAAAUUUGUCUGCAAAAAUAGGCAAUACAAGUUCCGGUGCAAAUAUUACUGACCAGAUUUCAGAUAUUGGAUCAGUUGUUCAUAUUCUCCCUUCAAAUCUUCAGCUUACUCCAGUGAAUCUUGGUAAUGAUGGUAAAUAUGUAUACUCUUUAACUGGUUCAUCACAAGAGUGUGACGUAAAUGGGCAAAGUUUGGUUGAUAAAAAUCCUGCGAAUGUUCAAGAUGAACCGAGAUACUAUCUGUCUAAGGUGGACGAUAAUUUCAUGCAUCCCACAAAUGAUGAAGAGUUUCCUGUAGGCCUUAAUAUUGAGGAAGACGGUGUUACAGAUGUGAAUAAUUCUAUUUUAGAGUUAAACUGGCCAUGUAGUAGAUCAGAUACGCCUUACUGUCUAACUGAUUCUCCUGGCUUGAGUGACGUAAUACCUUCAAAGUUAGAUGGUGUAACAGAUGAAAGUAUUUGUGACCUGCUUCUUAACUGUGACUCACAAACCGAACAAGUAGUCGGUAACAAUCAGUCUCUCCCAGAGUCUACCAUUUCAAAAUACACGAAGGAGCCGAUAAGAAAACAGCAUAAAAUUCAGAACAGACCCCGUUGUAUCGUACCUUUUUCAGAAAGCGACCCUCAAUUUGCUUCCACAACUCUCCAGGACAUUGACAGUCUUCCAUGGGAGAAGUAUCAAGAUAGUGGUUUUGACUUUAACCUCGAUGUUGAACAAAAUCAAACAGAAAAUUCAAGCAGUUCUUCAAAUGGUCUUAUAGUCGGCAAUGAAAUUAUUCCGGUAGAACCCGUUAAUUUAAACGCAUGUGAUGAUGUUAUCCAGUUCUUGAGGUCAGAAAUUCCUGACAAGAAGUUAAAAUCAGAUGAACCAUUAAAAACUGUUGCAACGACUGAGGCACAAGCCUCUACUCAAAAUAGUGCUAUUGAUUUAACAAGCAAUUCAUCUGCGCCAACUACCUGGAAAGCAAGACUUUCUGCCAACAAUCGGCUCACAAUAUCCGCCUCUCCCAAAGUUAAACCAAAACAAAAUUGGAAUAAUGUACAAUCCAGUGCUCUUCAUUUCAUUGUAAUUCCUACACACAGUAGUUUCCCAAAGAAUUUCUUCACGAUAAAGAUUCGCCAAAGUAAUAUAUCAUGA